Molecule: messenger RNA, 1059 nt
Organism: Pogoniulus pusillus (Red-fronted tinkerbird)
Lineage: Eukaryota; Metazoa; Chordata; Aves; Piciformes; Lybiidae
Gene: SENP8
Product: SUMO peptidase family member, NEDD8 specific
Exons: 1
Coding region: 47-688 (213 amino acids)
Biological process (GO): protein deneddylation; proteolysis
Molecular function (GO): cysteine-type peptidase activity; deNEDDylase activity
Source: RefSeq, a predicted model, not a curated record
CCAGCUCCUCUCUCUGCCUUGCAGCUCCUGCCGUGCCCCGUGGGAGAUGGAGGACCCUGUGGUUCUCAGCUACAAGGACAGCCUGCUGAGGCAGUCGGACGUCGCCUUGCUGGACCCCCCCAACUGGCUCAACGACCACAUCAUCGGCUUUGCCUUCGAGUACUUCGCCCACCACCAGUUCGAGCUCUUCCGGGACCAGCUCUGCUUCAUCAGCCCCGAGGUGGCUCAGUUCAUCAAGUGUGCCGACAGCCUGGAGGAGGUGGGCAGCUUCCUGGAGCCGCUGCAGCUGCGGGACAGGAGGUUGAUCUUCUUCCCCAUCAACGACAACUCCUACCAGCUGGCCGGGGGCACCCACUGGAGCUUGCUGGUGUACUGCAGGGACAAAGACUGCUUCAGCCACUACGACUCCCGCGGCACCUACAACUCCCUGCAUGCCAGCCAGGUGGUGGACAAGGUGGAGUUCUUCGUCCGGCCCAGCCGGGGCAAAACCAUCGUGGUGGAGGAGCUGGUGCCCAGCCAGAGGAACAGCUACGACUGCGGCAUGUACGUCAUCUGCGUGGCCGAGGCCAUCUGCCGGCAGCGCUACGACGACGACACCAGCGCCUGGCAGUGCCUCCACAGCCCCUCCUACGUCACGCAGAAGAGGGCCGAGUGGAAAGCUCUCAUCGCCAAGCUGGCGCAGAAGUGAUGGAGCUGCAGCUCCGGCGCCUCCCCUCCACAGCGAGACCAAACAGCUUCCUUCCCCCGGCUGCCAGGCAGCACCCCCAGUGCCUAAGGAUGAUGCCCACCUGCAGGAUUGUCCCAAAGAAGAAGAAUGUAACCCCCCUCCAGCAUGGCUGCAGCCCCACACACAGCCUCUUCCCUCCUGGGAAGCCUGAGUCCCCUCUGGCCUCUGAACUUCCAACCAGAGCAGUCACUCUGAGAGCAAAGAAACCCUCCUGUCCACAGGGAAAGCUGAUCCCUGGGGGCACUUAGAAGUAUAGAAUGAAGCAGGUUGGAAGAGAGCUCCAAGCUCAGCCAGCCCAACCUAGCACCCAGCCCUGCCCAACCAACCAGACC